Molecule: messenger RNA, 489 nt
Organism: Parascedosporium putredinis
Lineage: Eukaryota; Fungi; Ascomycota; Sordariomycetes; Microascales; Microascaceae
Source: the annotation of a GenBank genome assembly
AUGGAUCCCCAGCUUCCCACAACCCAGGCACUCCCCGAUGAUUCAUCACUCUUCAUCCAGUCGGUGUCGUGGAUAUCACUACUUAUCGCGGGGUUGAUCGUACUCCCCGUCGCCCUUCUCCUCGUCCUUGAUGUUAUUGUUUGGCUUUGGAGAACUUAUUGGGCCCAUGGAUCACCGACCCAGGAUCAGUCUGAAUGCAGCAGCGCUCAUAGACUAUAUAAUGGCGAAGGCCUAAAUAACUUCACCACCGGCACCAGCACCUUGGAUUAUCACUAUCGGGUGCCCUCGUUCAAAGGUUUCCAGUCCCACCUUGACGGUGUUGGUGGAGAUGUCAAUGCUGCCAACAAAUCGAACUACCUUCCCAUCAGCAUCGGCAUCCUUCUUUGUCUGCUCCAUUUGAUGGUCGAAUUCAGCGAGUUUAUCAAGGAACUCUUGCCCCGAUGCGCAGGAUUCCAGCUCCCUAGGUAUAAGACUCUGAACAGGGAAUGA